Serinus canaria (Common canary) is the source of this 777-nucleotide messenger RNA. It is a transcript of the gene RND1, whose product is annotated as Rho family GTPase 1. Gene Ontology annotation, molecular function: GTPase activity; GTP binding. Bases 46 to 744 code for a protein of 232 amino acids. NCBI's taxonomy places the organism in Eukaryota, Metazoa, Chordata, Aves, Passeriformes, Fringillidae. The transcript has 5 exons. Gene Ontology annotation, biological process: small GTPase-mediated signal transduction. The record is from RefSeq and is a predicted model, not a curated record.
GCGGUGGGUGGGUGUGAGGGUACCGUUUCCGUGCCCGCCGCCGCCAUGCGGGAGCGGAGGCCGGCACCGGCCGCUCCGGCCCGGUGCAAGCUGGUGCUGGUGGGUGACGUGCAGUGCGGCAAGACGGCCAUGCUGCAGGUGCUGGCCAAGGAUUGCUAUCCCGAGACGUACGUGCCCACCGUGUUUGAGAACUACACGGCGUGUCUGGCCAGCGAGGAGCAGCGGGUGGAACUGAGCCUCUGGGACACCUCCGGCUCCCCCUACUAUGACAACGUGCGUCCCCUGUGCUACAGCGACUCGGACGCCGUCCUGCUCUGCUUCGACGUCAGCCGGCCCGAGACCCUGGACAGCGCGGCCAAGAAGUGGAAGACAGAAAUCCUGGAUUAUUGCCCCAACACCCGGGUGCUGCUCAUCGGCUGCAAGACGGACCUGAGGACAGACCUGAGCACGCUCCUGGAGCUCUCACACCAGAAACAGGCCCCCAUCUCCUACGAGCAGGGCUGCGCGGCCGCCAGGCAGUUGGGAGCCGAGGGUUACCUGGAAUGCUCGGCUUUCACCUCGGAGAAGAGCGUGCACAGCAUCUUCCGGACCGUGUCCGGGCUCUGCCUGAGCAGCGCCGCCCCGCAGCCGCCCCGCAGCCCCGGCCGCAGCCUCUCCAAGCGCCUCCUGCACCUCCCCAGCCGCUCCGAGCUCAUCUCCUCCACCUUCAAGAAGGAAAAAGCAAAAAGCUGCUCCGUCAUGUGAAGGGGGGAAGGGAAGGACACACACACACCCACC